Molecule: messenger RNA, 267 nt
Organism: Microthlaspi erraticum
Lineage: Eukaryota; Viridiplantae; Streptophyta; Magnoliopsida; Brassicales; Brassicaceae
Source: the annotation of a GenBank genome assembly
AUGCGCAGAAAAAGAAGAUUUAUCGAACCCAAAAUGGCGCAGGUUCAACAAGCUUCUUCUUCGCAUUCAUCCGUUCGAGACGGAGCCUCCUCGGUGGCUUCUGGCGGCGGCGGCGACGGAGUGAAUCACGGUGCUUUCUGUUCUCUCUACGUCGGAGAUCUGGAUAACAAUGUGACGGAUUCUCAUCUCUAUGACUAUUUCACGGAGGUGUGUCAGGUCGUGUCUGUUCGUGUUUGCCGUGACGCUGCCACCACUACUUCUCUUUGA